UGAAGUAAAGUAUAAAAGAUGGACUCCUCAUUGACCAUCACACAAUCUACACUGAAGUCCUGAAAGUGAAGAUUUGACAGGAAGAUUCAUCAUGGCAGUCAUGAGAGCUCUUGUGCUUCUUUUCUUGGUCUUUUCUGUUGAGAGUGCAGCAGCUGAAAAGAAAUGCCCACAUGGAUGGACACCUUUUGAUGUGAAAUGCUACAAAUACUUCUCUCAUUAUGUUAACUGGGUCAGAGCUGAGAAAAACUGUCAAUCCGUUGGUGCAAAUCUUGCAUCUGUGCACAAUACAGCGGAAAACAACUUUCUCCUGAGUCUGCUUAGGUAUUCUGACACUCGUGCUUGGAUUGGUGGUCAUGAUGGUGAAAUUAAAGGAUCUUGGCUGUGGUCUGAUGGAUCUCAAAAUCACUUUACCGACUGGUGCUAUGGACAACCUGACAAUACUAGUGGUAGAGAGCACUGCCUGGAGAUAAACUUUAGCAAUGACCGUUGCUGGAAUGAUGAGCCCUGUUCAACCACAAUGAACUACAUUUGUGCCCAACCUAUGAGAUCGUGA
This is a messenger RNA of Misgurnus anguillicaudatus (oriental weatherfish), 553 nucleotides long. Lineage: Eukaryota; Metazoa; Chordata; Actinopteri; Cypriniformes; Cobitidae. The record is from RefSeq and is a predicted model, not a curated record.